AUGAUCCUAAAAUACUUAUGUGCUAACAGCGAGAUAAGGCUGUCUCUUCGGGACGACCCUAAAACUAUACGAUUUAAUAAAAAUUAUAUUUUUUUUUAUGAAUCGUUACGCGGGAUCUUUAAUUAUAUUAUGUAUUAUAUUAUGUUCAUUUUUAUUUUUGCAGCAUGCCAUGAACUAUGUAAAGACAACCGUUCUAAGUAUUUGACCGUAAUCUACUGGAUAGCAGCAACCUAUAUUUUGGCCGAUGUAUAUUCCGCUCAACUGACAAGCCAGUUUGCACGACCAGCGCUAGAACCACCCAUCAAUACGCUUCAGCGGCUGCAAGCAGUCAUGAUGCGAGACGGAUACCGGCUUUAUGUGGAGAAAGAAAGUAAUUCUUUGGAGAUGCUUGAGAAUGGGACGGAACUCUUUAGGAAGCUUUAUACCCUAAUGCGGCAGCAAAAUCCCGAUACCCAGCAGGGAUUCUUUAUUGACUCUGUAGAAUCCGGCAUUCAACUAAUUGCUCAAAGCAGAGAGGACAAAGCAGUGCUCGGAGGGCGUGAAGCACUUCUCUUUAACAUUCAGCAAUAUGGAGCAAAUAAUUUUCAGAUAAGUCAGAAACUCUACACUAGGUACUCUGCAGUUGCUGUACAGAUCGGAUGCCCAUUUCUUGAAAGCUUGAACAAUGUGUAAGCAUAGGCUAAGCAUUUUAGAAAGUUUAUUUUUUCCGUUUUUCAUAAAGUAAAUGCUUGUAUAUGCAUUUAAUGUGUAUAUAUUCUUGAUUAGGAGCUGUAAAGUUAUGUCCCCUUGUACUCGAACUAGCAUGGGGUCGUUGUAA
Messenger RNA from Drosophila eugracilis, 817 nucleotides. It is a transcript of the gene Ir40a, whose product is annotated as ionotropic receptor 40a. The transcript is spliced from 2 exons. Bases 1 to 672 code for a protein of 223 amino acids. The record is from RefSeq and is a predicted model, not a curated record. NCBI's taxonomy places the organism in Eukaryota, Metazoa, Arthropoda, Insecta, Diptera, Drosophilidae.